AUGGAGGGCAUAUGGGGUGUGGCUAAAGAGCCACAUGAGGCCAUGGAGAAAGCCCUGGGCUGGGAGACAGAAAACCUGGCUUCUAGUCCUGGUUUUGCACUAACAAGAGGAUGCUCCCGUCAUGAACUAAGAAGGCAGGCUUCAGCCCUGCAGCUCAGUGUGCUCACCAAGUUGACAGCCAGUGUGCCCUCUCCUGGAGCUCCGGGAAAGCAGGGCCCAUUUGGGAGGCCUGGAAUGCCAGGCCAGGGUGUAAGCGUGGGCUACACCUUGGUGAAGCACAGCCAGUCGGAGCAGGUCCCGUGUCCCAUCGGGAUGAGCCAGCUGUGGGUGGGUUACAGCUUGCUGUUUGUGGAGGGGCAGGAGAAAGCCCACAACCAGAACCUGGGAUUUGCUGGCUCCUGCCUGCCUCACUUCAGCACCAUGUCCUUCAUCUACUGCAACAUCAACGAAGUGUGCCACUAUGCCAGGUGCAAUGAUAAAUCCUGCUGGCUCUCCACUACCGCCCCCAUCCCCAUGAUGCCCAUUGGCCAGGCCCAGAUUCCCCAGUACAUCAGCCGCUGUUCUGUGUGUGAGGCACCCUCGCAAGCCAUUGCUGUGCACAGCCAGGACAUCACCAUCCCACAGUGCCCCCUGGGCUGGCGCAGCCUCUGGAUUGGGUACUUGUUCCUUAUGCACACUGCUGCUGGUGCGGAGGGUGGAGGCCAGUCCCUGGUCUCACCUGGUUCCUGCCUAGAGGACUUUCGGGUCACUCCUUUCAUCGAGUGCAGUGGUGCCUGGGGCACCUGUCACUACUUUGCCAAUAAGUACAGUUUCUGGCUCACCAGAGUGGAAGAGAGGCAGCAGUUUGGGGAGGAGCCUGCAUCUCAAACGCUGAAAGCCGGACAGCUCCACACCCGGGUCAGCCGCUGCCAGGUGCGUAUGAAAAGCCUGUGAAGUGGCACCUGCCACUCUACCCCUUGCCCCCCGCCUCACAGGGGUCACCUCACAAACCUGGGCAGCCUGAAGAAGGAGGGCCCGUGCCCUUUUGCCCAUCUGUCAUGUUUUACUUUGCAGCCUCGUUUGGGCUGGACACUGGACAUUGGUCACCCCGUCAUGCCCGAUAGAUGGGCCCACCCUGCUGUGUCUGCUGUCCCAUUUCAUUCAACCUGGUGCUACCAUUUGAUUUGGAUGUUUGCACGACUACUUUUGGCUACCUCAGAAAGACUUGGGCCACCACUCUUUUAAGACUGCUAGCUUUCUUCACUGUCUUAAUCAGACAGAAUUUCACAAUAGCGAAUAAGUCAUUUCGUCAUGUCCAAGGGUCACCACACAUUAUUUGACUUAAACCAGAACCCAACAUUGCCACCUUACCAAAAAAAAAAAAAAAAACAACAAACAAUAUCUGGCUGAACAUUAGUGGAUGGCUGAAGUCUGUGUAGGCCAAGCCCUCACCAUUCAAGGUAGCCCAUUGUGUCUAGGAAGGCAACAGAACUGGAAUGAGGUACCAGCCAGUGGAUCAGGGUGAGCUUUGACUCCUUCAGAAGUGAGCAAGACCAGAUCCCGUAUUACUUAGGGAGUCUUGACGACUGGCAGUUCUAGAGGUGCUCAUUAAUUUCAAAAGGUUCUAGACAAAUCAAUUUCUCCUUGUUGGCUCUAUCCCAAGCCAGAGACAGAACUUGGCUUGGUCCAAAGUAGAGCAGAGGAUGCAACAAAUGUGGCCAAGGCUAUAAAAGGAAAUGAGAACCGCAGUCCUUUUUCCUGGGCUGCAGAGAGAGGGGUGGAUGAGUAAGGGGGUGUGAAUUUUCCUUUAGAUUCCAGGAAUAAAAAGGUAAAUCCCUUGUCCCAAUUUCUCAGAAGUCCCUGUUUAUUCCAAAUGCCAUACAGAUGUGUGUGAUGUGGCAGAUUAAAGCUGCAGUGUGUUAGUUCUUAUGCAUUUUGAGGAUGUUAGAGACUUUCCACUGAAAUGUUCAUCCAAUUGCUCUUUCAUGGGUAGCCUGUUAAACUACUUUAAUACAUUUCUAAAACCUCAUAAAAAUCGAGCACACCCCUCCUCUUUAGCAGUUAGCAGACCUAAAGGAAGGCUGAGUUGGACAUAAAAUGUAUUGUACUCUAUUUGGGGGGAUUUGUUUUAACCAUUUUCUCUAAUUACAAGUUUCCUAGAACACGCAGCUAUGCAGACACGAGGCAGUUCCUUCCAGGUGAUUCUAUGUGCUUACGUAUUAUGUAAACUGUACCAAUACAGACAAAGCAUAAUCAGUAUAAUCUGAAUUAUUGUUACCAUCACUUCCUGAGUAAUAAGCAUGAUGUCAGCUUUGCACAUAGCAAAUAAAGUGAAUUAAUCCUGAA
Choloepus didactylus (southern two-toed sloth) is the source of this 2325-nucleotide messenger RNA. Its product is annotated as collagen alpha-6(IV) chain-like. The record is from RefSeq and is a predicted model, not a curated record. Gene Ontology annotation, molecular function: extracellular matrix structural constituent. NCBI's taxonomy places the organism in Eukaryota, Metazoa, Chordata, Mammalia, Pilosa, Megalonychidae. Gene Ontology annotation, cellular component: collagen trimer.